Pan troglodytes (chimpanzee) is the source of this 861-nucleotide messenger RNA. RefSeq names its product BTB/POZ domain-containing adapter for CUL3-mediated RhoA degradation protein 1-like. Gene Ontology annotation, biological process: negative regulation of Rho protein signal transduction; protein homooligomerization; protein ubiquitination. The coding region runs from base 96 to 773 and encodes 225 amino acids. The record is from RefSeq and is a predicted model, not a curated record. Gene Ontology annotation, cellular component: Cul3-RING ubiquitin ligase complex. Gene Ontology annotation, molecular function: protein binding; ubiquitin-protein transferase activity. The transcript is spliced from 3 exons. NCBI's taxonomy places the organism in Eukaryota, Metazoa, Chordata, Mammalia, Primates, Hominidae.
UCGAGCUGUGAUCGCACCACUGCAAUACAGCCUGGACAACAGAGCGAGACCCUGUCUGAAAAACAAAAGAAGGGCUUCCGGGUGGUGCGAGCGAGAUGGGGCGGAGGGCCGGUCUCGCAGAGCAGCUGCGGCGAGUGGGCGUGUGCGCCGAGCGGUCUGGCCCAAGGGCUGGGGGCCGGCCGAGGGUCUUCGGGAGCAGGCCGCAGGGCGCGGAGAGAUCCUGGGAUCGCCGUCCGCCGCCGCUACCCGGACUGUCGGCGGAGGCCUCGGGCCCGGCGGCCGCCGCGGCCCCGUCCCUGGAAGCCCCCAAGCCCUCGGGCCUCGAGCCUGGCCCCGCCGCCUACGGUCUCAAGCCGCUGACCCCGAACAGCAAAUACGGGAAGCUGAACGUGGGCGGCUCGUUGCACUACACCACGCUGCGCACCCUCACGGGACAGGACACCGUGCUCAAAGCCAUGUUCGGCGGCCGCGUGGAGGUGCUGACCGAUGCCGGAGGUCGGGUGCUGAUUGACCGGAGCGGCCGUCGCUUUGGUACAGUCCUCAAUUACCUGCGGGAUGGGUCUGUGCCACUGCCGGAGAGUACGAGGGAACUGGGGGAGCUGCUGGGCGAAGCACGCUACUACCUGGCGCAGGGCCGGAUUGAGGACUGCCGGCUGGCGCUGCAGAGUCUCUCUGUCGCCCAGGCUGGAGUGCAAUGGCGUGAUCUUGGCUCACCGCAACCUCUGCCUCCCAGGUUCAAGCAAUUCUCCUGCCUCAGCCUCCCAAGUAGCUAGAAUUACAGGUGCCUGCCACCACGCUUUGCUACUUUUUUGUAUUUUUAGUAGAGAUGGGGUUUCACCAUGUUUGCUAGGCUGGUGUCGA